AUGUGUGUUUCAGCGUCAUCUCAUGCAUUCAUUACAGGCAUUAUGAAUAACAAUUCAAAAUUGUUAUUCAACCAAGAGGAUGAAGAAGACGAAGUUAUACCCAGCACACCUAUUGCUACCCACUUUACGCAUGACGAACAAAGAGGAUUUGCAUCCAUUCUCCUUGUUUCUGGCCCUAUUGUGUCAUUAAGCCGACUUGUCAUUAAGGGAAAGUUCAAGAAGAUCACAGUUGGUAAUGUCACUGGUGGAGUUAGUGCUGGAAAGCAUUUGUUAAAAAUAAUUGCUGGAAAGAGUUUAGGCCAAAUCGUGCAAUUCAAAGUGCGCAGAAACAAUUCUUACGUAAGUUGUCCAAUAUAACAUUUAUAAUAUAAAGUCUAACUAAUCAGUAACUAACGUACAAACGAAUACGUCUCAUCGUCUAAUUUCAUUUUUCCUCUUGGUGAAGGCAAUACGUAUAUGUAUCCGCAAAAAUAAAAAAAAUCUUUAAUUAAUGUAUUAAUCCACUGUCCUUAAUAUUUAGGGCAAUGGAAGCAGGGGGUGGCCCGCCACUUUUUAGUUGCGGACCUGAAUGCCUUUGGGCUCCUCCACUUUUUAAAUGGUCAAUAAUAAAUCCCAAAUUUAAUUGAUAUUAUUUCAGUUUCGUGUGUAGACAAAAGAAUUUGAGAUAUUUUAUGACUUUAAUUUUGUUACCUUUAGAACUCUGCAAAUCUUUGGAAAUUACCAUUUCAGAGACUGUAGUUUCCAAUUUUUCAGGGCCAUGCCCCCGGGCCCCUAGUAUGCGCCCCCCCGUUUUUACAGCCACUCCAACGCCUUCAACUAGGUGAUGGGACAUAAAAUCCGUUAUUUGGCCGUUAUAACGGCCAAAUAUUAUAAUUUUUAUACUAUAAACAUCAAAUUAAAAAUUCAUAUAAUAUAUAUCUAAGAUAAUUCAAAGAAAAUAUCAUCGUACUUCUAUUAUUAAAAUACCGGUAAUCCUCACUGUCAUAAACUCUUUUUAUGACAAAACAUCCUUAUACAGGUUAUAUAAAUCUGAAAUUGUCUCUCUUAAUAUAUGUAUGAAUCUAUUUCAUUAUUUCAUGUCAUAAUUUUAACAGUAAUUUUAUUUCAGGUAUACUUCCUGAAGAAACAACCUGUCCCCACAAAUGUAGAUGAACGAAAACAGUUUGCAAACAUGUUAGGUUUCUUUGGCAUCACGUUAAGGGAUUAUAUUGCCAAGUACGAAGAAGAUAAUGAAGAAAGGUUAGCAUCCGAUGACUAAUGCUUAUAACUUUAUAUGCCGCAGUAUACACUCCCGAAAUUAUGUCACAAGGACAAUACUGUCAAUAGGUUUACGAUGGAUUGCUAGUAGUGUGAGUAUACGGGAGUAUAGUUUGACCAUAUGAUUUCACGAUACCGUUAAGGAUGCCAAUAUUGAAAGCAACCACUAUUCCUUCAUUUAUACAAUUUCAAUUUUUUCUUUCCCUCCUUCAAAUCGCCCUAUAUACCGAAGGUAAGAAACCGUUUGGUUUUACCUUUACCACUUUUAACCGCUAUCUUUCUUGUUUAUCUUCUAUGUUAGUGGACUCCACCAAGAAGAUCAUACAAGAAGAGGAUCACAAGAUUGUGCACCUUCACCACCUAAAAGAAUGUGCAUAGAAAUACAGGGCGAACAAUCGUAA
Paramuricea clavata is the source of this 1658-nucleotide messenger RNA. NCBI's taxonomy places the organism in Eukaryota, Metazoa, Cnidaria, Anthozoa, Malacalcyonacea, Plexauridae. The record is from the annotation of a GenBank genome assembly.